Molecule: messenger RNA, 2067 nt
Organism: Leptosomus discolor (cuckoo roller)
Lineage: Eukaryota; Metazoa; Chordata; Aves; Leptosomiformes; Leptosomidae
Source: RefSeq, a predicted model, not a curated record
GUUGCUGUUAAGGGUAUCGAAAGAGAGCUCAUCUGCCCAGCAUGCAAAGAAUUAUUCACCCAUCCAAUGAUCCUUCCUUGCCAGCACAAUGUCUGUCACAAAUGUGUGAAAGAAAUUUUCUUUGCAUUUGAAGACUCUUCCGCUGAUGGAGGCUCUGAGUCCUCUAAUCAGAGUAGCCCUCGAAUUAGAAUCUCUUCUAGCAUGGACAGAAUUGACAGAAUUGGUAGAUCAGGCAUAAAACACAAUUCGCUGACUCAUCGAUUGAGUCUGUUUCGUUGUCCACAUUGUGAGAGGAAUAUUGAUCUCGGAGAACGUGGCAUCAAUGGCUUAUUUCGCAACUUUACUUUGGAAGCUAUUGUGGAAAGAUACAGGCGAGCAGCUAGGGAAGCCGUUGCGAUUAGGUGUGAUUUCUGCAAACCUCCACCUAAAGAGUCCACAAAGAGCUGCGUGGACUGCAAUGCAAACUAUUGCAACAAGUGUUUCAAAGUACACCAUCCUUGGGGAUCUUUGAAAGCCCAGCAUGAAUCUGUAGGACCAACCAUGAACUUCCGACCCAAGAUUUUGAUGUGUCCAGAACACGAUAUGGAGAGAGUAAAUAUGUACUGUGAAAUCUGCAGAAGGCCUGUUUGUCAUCUUUGUAAACUGGGUGGAAGUCAUGCAAACCAUAGGGUAACAAACAUGAGCACUGCCUACAAAACCCUGAAGGAAAAGCUUUCAAACGAUAUUGAGUACAUUAUCAGUAAGGAGAGCCAGGUGAAAGCUCACAUCACACAGCUGGAUCUGCUGCUGAAAGAAACAGAGUGCAACAGUGAAAGGGCUAAAGAAGAAGCAUCUCAGAGUUUUGAGAAAUUGUCUUGUGUCCUGGAAGAGAAGAAAUAUGCAGCUCUUAAGGCAAUUGAAGCUUCUAAGAAUUUAAGGCUGGAAAAAUUGCAAAUGCAAGUGGAAGAAUAUCAAGGGCUUCUGGAAAACAAUGGCCUUGUAGGAUAUGCUCAAGAAGUGCUUAAAGAAACUGAUCCGUCUUGUUUUGUUCAAACAGCAAAACAACUUCAUGUCAGAAUCCAAAAAGCUACUGAAUCUCUGAGGAGCUUCAGGCCAGCAGCUGAAACUACUUUUGAAGAGUUUGUUGUGGACAUAGCAAAGCAAGAAGAGAUCCUUGGUGACUUGUCCUUCCAUUCCAAUGGUCUAGAAAUACCAGAAAUCAAUGAAGAGCAGAGCAGAAUGUACAACGAAGCUCUGAUCAGUUGGGAAUGCCCUGGGAAGACAGACUCAGCUGAUAUCUAUGUUCUUGAGUAUCAUAAGCUUAACAGAGAAGAUGAGAGUGCGAUGUGGCAGGAGAUUGAAGUUUGCAACAAGAGCAAAGUAAUAGCUGAUCUUGAUGAUGACAGCAGCUAUGCCUUCAGAGUUCGAGGACAUAAAGGGUCCAUCUGUAGCCCUUGGAGCCGAGAAGUUAUUUUGCGUACACCCCCAGCUCCAGCAGGAAGAACCUCUGUUGAAAGUAGGGCUGGAUUUCCUCUACUGCUGGGAUCUGAGCGCAUGCAGGUUGGAUGCUACACAACCCUGGAUUACAUCAUUGGUGACAAUGGCAUUUCCAAAGGGAAGCACUUCUGGGCUUUUCACGUGGAAGCCUAUUCAUACCUGGUGAAAGUGGGAGUUGUUUCUAGCAACAAGAUACAGAAAUUGUUCCAUAAUAGCCAUGAUGUGACCAGCCCAAGAUACGAGCAAGAUAGUGGUCAUGACAGUGGGAGUGAAGAUGCCUUCUUUGACUCAUCGCAGCCUUUCACACUGGUCACUUUAGGCAUGAAUAAGUUCUUUAUCCCCACGACACCAGCUGCCCCCAAGGAUCCAGCAAGCAGAAUCCUUCCCCUGCCAUCAUGCUUGGGCAUCUGCCUUGACUAUGACAAAGGCAAAGUGGAGUUUUACGACGCAGGCCGUAUGAAAUGCCUUUAUGAGUGCGAGGUGGACUGCUCUGCCAUAAUGUACCCAGCAUUUGCCUUAAUGGGUGGUGCUGCAGUUCAUCUUGAGGAAGCUGUCACAGCAAAGCACGGGGAGUACCAUGAUGACAUCUAG